Molecule: messenger RNA, 3132 nt
Organism: Solea solea (common sole)
Lineage: Eukaryota; Metazoa; Chordata; Actinopteri; Pleuronectiformes; Soleidae
Gene: fbxw11a
Product: F-box and WD repeat domain containing 11a
Exons: 13
Coding region: 282-1814 (510 amino acids)
Molecular function (GO): protein dimerization activity
Source: RefSeq, a predicted model, not a curated record
UAAGAACGCUCCGCGUACAAGUUGUUUAGCUAAGCAAGACCUAUGUGAUACAUCCGACAAAUGUAAAACAUGUUGCACGCAGUACAGGUUAAAUUGGUAUAUGGCGGGGAAAUGUAAAGGUUUAUGUACAGCCGUUGGUCGAAGACAGCCAAGGGCUCUCGGUAUAGCGUUCACUGCGGUGACGCUGCGCCACUUUGACUGGGCCCUGUCUGAUACUUAGCCAUCCAGCUAACGCUGGUUCGAAGGCGACGAACUACGAAAAUUCACGGAACACAUCAGGGAUGGAGUCACAGAACCUUGUGGACGAUUUGUCGCCAAAGAAGAACACAGUUCUCAAGCUUAGUAAUGGUCCUGUUGUGGGGUCCCGCAAGCGUCCAUCAGAGGGAAACUAUGAAAAGGAGAAGGAACAUUGCAUCGCACUGUUUGACCAGUGGUCAGAGGCUGACCAGGUGGAGUUUGUUGAGCGCCUGAUCUCCCGUAUGUGCCACUAUCAGCAUGGCCACAUCAACUCCUACCUCAAACCCAUGCUGCAGAGGGACUUUAUCACUGCGCUGCCAGCUCAAGGCUUGGAUCACAUAGCAGAGAACAUCCUGUCUUUUCUGGAUGCACGUUCGCUGUGCUCGGCAGAGCUGGUGUGUAAGGAAUGGCAGAGAGUCAUCUCUGAGGGUAUGCUUUGGAAGAAGCUCAUUGAACGCAUGGUCCGCACCGACCCGCUCUGGAAAGGCCUCUCUGAGAGACACCAGUGGGAGAAAUACCUAUUCAAGAACCGCACAUCAGAAGUCCCACCCAACUCCUACUAUCACUCACUUUAUCCCAAGAUCAUCCAAGACAUAGAGACUAUUGAGGCUAAUUGGCGAUGUGGCAGACACAACUUGCAGAGGAUUCAGUGUCGCUCAGAAAACAGCAAAGGGGUUUACUGUCUCCAGUAUGACGAUGACAAGAUCAUCAGUGGCCUUAGGGAUAAUUCCAUCAAGAUCUGGGAUAAGCAGAGUCUGGAGUGUCUGAAGAUACUGACCGGUCACACAGGCUCAGUGUUGUGUCUCCAGUAUGAUGAGAGGGUUAUCGUCACCGGGUCUUCUGACUCAACCGUCAGGGUGUGGGAGGUAAUGACAGGCGAGGUACUUAAUACACUCAUCCACCACAAUGAGGCAGUUCUUCACCUGCGCUUCGCUAAUGGCUUGAUGGUCACCUGCUCCAAGGACCGCUCAAUUGCGGUUUGGGACAUGGCCUCGCCCACUGACAUCAGCCUUCGUCGCGUCUUGGUGGGACAUCGGGCUGCUGUCAAUGUGGUCGACUUUGAUGACAAAUACAUCGUCUCCGCCUCUGGGGACCGCACCAUCAAGGUAUGGAGCACCAGCACCUGUGAGUUUGUUCGCACUCUAAAUGGUCAUAAGCGGGGUAUCGCCUGUCUACAAUACAGAGAUCGACUGGUGGUUAGUGGCUCCUCCGACAACACAAUCCGGUUAUGGGACAUAGAAUGCGGGGCAUGUUUGCGAGUGCUGGAAGGUCACGAGGAGUUGGUGCGCUGCAUUCGUUUUGACAACAAGAGGAUUGUCAGUGGUGCCUACGACGGUAAGAUCAAGGUGUGGGACCUGCAGGCAGCCCUUGACCCACGAGCUCCCGCCAGCACAUUAUGUCUGCGCACUCUAGUGGAGCACUCGGGCCGCGUGUUCCGUCUUCAGUUUGAUGAGUUUCAGAUCAUCAGCAGUUCCCAUGACGACACCAUUCUGAUCUGGGACUUCCUGAACGUCUCAACCAAUGGGCAGUCAGAGGGGCGAUCUCCCUCCCGCACUUACACCUAUAUUUCUAGAUAGCAGGUGGCGUCGUCCAUCGGACCCUUCCUUGGAGGAGCCCAGGGCUGACUGGCUGAUGGGUGCAUCCAUCACGGAAAGGAGCCGAUCUCUUCUCUUUCCUCCUCGUCAUCUCUCUGUCCACCUCCUACCUUGCCCCGGCCACCUCACCCUCAACGCCCAAUCUGACAGACUCUUACAGCUCGUGCCCAUUGCCUGCCAGUACCGUGACAUGUACACACAGACACGCCACAUAUACACACACAGGUCAACACUUUUGAGGAUGCCCAACUACAGAAGCAAUGCAACUCACUCAAGAAGUUCACCUUUUACUAUUAAUUUAUGUUUUGUAAAGUACACUAAUGACAGUAUUAACAUAGAUCUAUAAGUCACAAGUUCCCUUUUGCCCCUUUGAUAGAAACUAUAAGCAGCUUCUGCUCCUCAGUUUUUAUCCCCAGCCAAAACAGGUUCCCACAGAUCUGAAAUUGCUUAUGGGUACAUAUUUAUGAACAUAUAUAAGACACACACACACACACAAGUUCACACACAGAUACAGUGGCGCAGUUGGACAGAGGGUGACUGGAGCUGUGAUGUGGGAGACAGAGACUCUUUACUCAGCUCUAGAAAAGGAGGGAAUGACUGGAGAUAGAGUGAAACGAGGGAAAAGUGUGUCAGGGAUGAAUCCCCUGCUCCCUCUCACUCCCUCGCACCCUUCCCUGUCUCUUUCAGCCCCUUCCCCCUCCCUUUCCCCCAUUUGCUCCCUCAGCUCUAACCCCAGAGAUGCACACUUGCUUGGAAUAUGGGGAUGCACACACUCAAGAUCGAGUGUGUUUGUGUAUGUGGACUUGUGAAACGGCAGAACAGAGCAGAAGCAGCAAACAGACUGACAUGCAUGUGAGGUUGCCUUGGAUACAGCAUCCCGGUGCACCUCUGCUUUUUUUUUUUUUUCUCUAACUCUUACUUUCUUACUGUUUUUUAUUACUGUUAUUUUCUAAUUUUAUUUGAGUAUUUUGGUUCUUAGUACCAACAUCAAACUAAGUGUAGUCCUCUUUCUCCUACUCCCCCUCUCUCUUUCUCUCACUGUCUUUUUCCUGUGUUUCUUCUAACUUUGACCCUUGUUCAUCAUCUGUCCCUUUCACUCCAUCUUUCUCUCCCUCCAUCAUCUACGUGCUUGCUUUGGAUAUGAGAGAAGCUGGAAUUCAAGAGCUCAAAUUUAGCUGUAAACGGAGUUGUCUUGUCAAAAAUUGUGUUGUAUAUUAAAAAUGAUUUUUUAAAGAAGAAAAUGACCCUAUUGUGAAUAAAGUACUUGACAGUGGUGGAGUGUUGAGCCAACUGAAACAUG